This is a messenger RNA of Haliotis rufescens (red abalone), 806 nucleotides long. RefSeq lists its product as uncharacterized. Lineage: Eukaryota; Metazoa; Mollusca; Gastropoda; Lepetellida; Haliotidae. The coding region runs from base 1 to 780 and encodes 259 amino acids. The record is from RefSeq and is a predicted model, not a curated record. The transcript has 6 exons.
AUGGCUAUUUCGUCUUGGUGCAGUCUCUCAGAAUCCUUCACCUCCAUCUUCUAUGAUGUCUCCAUCAGAAUCGACGGUAAGGUUGUCACGCUCCAAGGUCUGGAAUCUUCAUUGGCGGCGCUGGAGAACCAGGUGACGGGCUACAACACUCAGAUCAAUGACCUAUCCAACAGCAUAGCCAGCGCGGCCUUAUCAUCAGAUCUUGUAGAGCUAGAAACUAGCAUCGGCAACCUGGAAGGACGAAUUGCUUCAGCUGAAGAACAGAAUACGGACCAAGUGAGCCAGUCUGUUGUAGAUGGCCUGGAAACACGUAUUGGUGACUUAGAAAAUGCUCUGAGCAGCAUAGGUACAUCGGGGGUCGAAGACACCAGCUGUGAAUCGCCAUGGUCGUACCGGAGCGGUCCUGCCACUUGUAUAUACGCUGCACAUGAUGUCAAAGCUUUAUGGAUCGAGGCCAAAGCUUGGUGUGAGGCCAUUGGUCCACAGUAUCGUUUCUACAUUGUCAACGCAUUUCAGAAGCACAACGACCUGAACUCUUAUAUAAACUUUGAAUUGUCGGACUCCUCCAACGACUAUUACAUUGGCUUCUCUGCGUUAAAUAAUCAGAAUUACAAGUGGGUUGAUGGCUCUUCAGAAUUCAGUAAGUGGGCCUGGUGUUGGGGGAAACCCGACUUAACGGGCAUUGGCUGCGGCAGCAUAAAUAACGCCGGCGGCUUCUGUUUGGAAGACAUGUCUUGUGAGAUCAAGCAAAAGUUCAUUUGCGAGAAGGUCAUAUCAUAACAAGGCGGCACCCUUGGAGAGGCAUU